Messenger RNA from Aspergillus bombycis, 1296 nucleotides. RefSeq lists its product as uncharacterized. The record is from RefSeq and is a predicted model, not a curated record. The transcript has 7 exons. Bases 1 to 1296 code for a protein of 431 amino acids. NCBI's taxonomy places the organism in Eukaryota, Fungi, Ascomycota, Eurotiomycetes, Eurotiales, Aspergillaceae. Gene Ontology annotation, molecular function: cobalt ion transmembrane transporter activity; magnesium ion binding; magnesium ion transmembrane transporter activity.
AUGUCCUCUAUCUUUCAAGAUCGAUCGCUUUUGGACGCUUUCAAGCGCGCCGCUUUCAGCAAACCCACCCUUUCAAGCCCCCAUGCGUUCACAGUGGACGUCCUAGAUUCGGUCCAGGCGUCUGAUGGUCGUUACCAAUUAAUCUCGCGAAAGGUCACCGUACCUGAACUAGAGCAGUUGCCUGUACCUGUACUACGAAUCAUCUUCUCGCCCCUAGACUUGCCAAGCAGUGCCACUGCUGAAGGACUUCUCUGGCUCUUUGAUCACUAUGCUACGCCGUCUGCAUUCCUUGCGGGUCGAUUGCGGUCGGUCACGCACUCGUUUGGGGCUUUAAACUCCAUAAAUGGCUAUAAUUGCUCCUGGUUCCACUAUUUGUGUAAGAACAUCACGGUGACUCAUGAUGCUCAUGGCAAGGCGCGGAUAUCCGAUCCCAGGCCGGGAGCUCCACAGAUGCAGCACGGCGACUCGACGUGGAUACGGUCAGGGUAUUUUCUCCGGUGGGCAGUGGGUUCGAAUCGUGAUCCAGAAGUAACGCUUCUCUGUUUCGGGGCGUCUAUCUCUCUUAAAGGACGGCUUCAAGAUAUUCCACCAUCGUCAAUAAAUACCAACGUCGUCCGUGACCCGUACAGUCUCUUUGCCAUCAUCUUAGAGGAGCUAUCUUUGCAAAUGGACAAUACCGUUUGGGAUGUUAUGGAUGUCUUUCGCCAUAUUGAACUGAACACCCUGACCACGAUGAAGGAUAGGGAGUCUUUCACUGGGCUGCAUAAUGUUUCCAAGCAUAUCCUAUUUCUCCAAGAGAGCUCUGAAGCUACAAUGCUCACUUUAAAAAAGCUGUCCUCGAAUCAUCAACAAAUCCUGGAGGACGUCCCUGACGGGGACCGCCAUGCCACUGAAAUGGCACAGGGAAUGCUGACGCACGCGGAGACUCAGUUCCAGUCUAUCAGUCUGCGGCUGAAGAGUCUUGAAAAGCGGAUGGGCAACGUCAUUGCAUUAUCCUUCCACCUCGUCACGCAAGACGGCAAUCAAAUCAUGCAGACAGACAGCAGUUCCAUGGCCACCAUUGCAUUCGUGACACUUGUCUUUUUACCAGUGUCAACUGUAUCGACCAUAUUCGGAAAUCAAUUCUUCAAUUUCGACCCUGUGACGAUCCGCAUAUCACAAAGCUUCUGGAUCUUCUGGGUAGUGUCCAUCCCGCUGACCCUCCUCGUUCUUUUCGUCUGGCGUGUUUCCAAUAAGGGCUUGCCAUCCGGAUUGUACGAUGCAUUUAAUAUGGGGAGGUGGCGAAAAAGUCGGUAA